UGUAGAUGCAUUCACGGUGCCAUUAUUAAAACAACAAUAAAAUACAUUUAAAUUUGCAAAAUUAAAAAAUUAAUAGAAAUCGUUCGAAAUGCGUUUGUAUGUGAAACGUAAAAGUGGAAAUGGUGAACUCAACCUGAGUUACGAAGGAAAAUAUCUAUUGGAUCCACGAUAUAUGACGAAACGUGAUUUACAGUUUUACUAUCGCUACUACAAUAUGACGAAGAAACGAAAACACUUCAAGAAGAUAAUCAUAGUGGUUCUGUGCAUAUGUUUCUUUUCUUACAUUUUCAUAGAUUUUAAUUUGAAGACGAAAUUAAUACAUUUGCGAGACCGCUUUGAGUUUAUCGCUCGCAUUGAUGCUGACUAUAACAUAACCCAGGCAUAUUUUAUUGAUUUGCCUGGAUGCCGUAUGCCUUACUUCCCUGUCACCGAUGACAAUAUCAUUCAAUUCAUGUACAAGCCUAGAAAUUUUUCAUGCAAAAAAGCUUUAAUGCGCACCAGUGAUGUUGGUGGUGCAGUCCUCAUGUUGAAUAUGAACUCAAAGGAAAUCUAUGAUUUGUAUGAAAUACGAGACUUGUCCGAUUUGUGUUGCAACUACACAGAAAUACGACGAAUUAAUGAUCAACACAAUCAAUAUUUAGAGCCAGUUCCGUUUCAGCUUGACUACAAUAGAAACAUGCCUGUUAAGCCGGGCAUUGAAUUCAUAAUGGUCGAGUGCUGGCCGAAAAAUAAUGAAGAAAAUAUUAUCUACAAAGAUUUUCAUUUCUUUGUCAUUGAAAAUAUUGCCUCAAAUUGCAUAACAAGUAGUACUCAAAGGGAUGAAUUGUUGGUGGAAGAGGAUGACUUAAGGAGUUCAACAACGUCAAAUUCGUCGAAUUCAUCUCGCAUUAAAACAGAUAAUCAUACUGCAACCCAGAACGAUAAUCGCCUGUCGGUUAUGAUCUUGGGUAUGGACAGUGUAUCACAUUUGAAUUUUUUGCGCCAAAUGCGUUCAAGUGCUUCCUAUAUACACAACAAACUGAAUCAUAUUGAAUUUUGGGGCUACAACAAGGUGGGCGAUAAUACUUACCCCAAUUUAAUGCCGGUUUUAACAGGCUUCGACGAAGAUGAGGUGGCCAUUUCCUGUCUAGGUCCACCUGCUAAAUUUUCAUCUAGUGUUUAUGACAACUGUUCUCUAAUAUGGAAACGAUAUAAAGAAGCUGGUUUUAAAACCGUCUACGCCGAAGAUGUUGGUGCUCUGAGUCUAUUCAACUGGCGACAUUCAGGAUUCAAAAAGCCCCCUACCGAUUACUAUCUUCGUCCAAUACUGCUGGAGAUGGAACGACAUAUCAGUAAUGAGAAGCGUUUAAAUGUGGCUCUAUGCAUGGGUGGACGACGGACAGCUGAUGUUCUGCUCGAGUAUAUUCAUAAACUGAUACCGGUGAUGAAGAAUGAAAACUUUUUUGCUUUCUUUUGGACAGUUGCAAUGACGCAUGACCUAUUUAAUAUGCCCAUGUUAUUCGACGAAGACAUAAAACAUCUCUUGGAAAAGUUCGACGCGAACGGAAUUCUCAAUCGCACAAUUAUAUUCCUUAUGAGUGAUCAUGGCAUAAGAUGGGGAUCAUUUCGUAAGACAUACCAGGGCAUGAUGGAAGAGCGUCUGCCACUUCUUAUAGCACUCUAUCCACCCUGGUUCAAACAAAAAUAUCCAGAGGCUGUGGCCAAUUUAGAAGCGAAUGCAAAACGUUUAUCAACACCCUACGAUCUUCAUGCUACAAUGUUGGAUCUCCUCGACUUACGCAAGUUAAGUGCCAAGCAAUUGAUCAAACGAAGCGCUGAGCUGAACGAUCCUGAUACAAGCAUGCCUCGAAGCAUCAGCCUCUUUAUGCCCAUUCCUAAAAGUCGAACUUGCGAAAAUGCAUACAUUGCUUCACAUUGGUGCAGUUGCCAUCAGCGCCAAGAGUUACCCACCAACGAUGGCCGUGUACAACGAGCAGCACGUUACAUUGUCAAAUUAAUAAAUGAUCGGCUUAAAGAUCAUCCUCAAUGUCGUGUUUUGUACUUGAACUCAAUAACAGAUGCUACAGUAGCAGCGCCUCAUCAUAAAAUCGUAAAGGAAUUAGGUGUCAGUGAUUAUUCAAUUGACAUAACACUGCGUCUGCAGACAAAACCCGGCCUCGGUCUUUUCGAAUCGACUGUCCGAAUGUCAAGUUAUAGCACUGCAUUGACAGGCACUAUAAGUCGCAUAAAUCUCUACAGCAGUCAAAGUUACUGCAUCGAUGAUUAUGCCCUGAAAAUGUUUUGCUAUUGCCACAGAUAAACGUAGCAACUUUGAAUCGAUCUGUUUGUUA
Messenger RNA from Calliphora vicina (urban bluebottle blowfly), 2330 nucleotides. RefSeq lists its product as uncharacterized. The coding region runs from base 89 to 2299 and encodes 736 amino acids. The transcript is spliced from 2 exons. The record is from RefSeq and is a predicted model, not a curated record. Lineage: Eukaryota; Metazoa; Arthropoda; Insecta; Diptera; Calliphoridae.